AUGCUUCGCCUAUUCAGCUCUCGUACAGCUGGGAAGUUGACUGAUACACGCCCCUCUUUGAUUUCUUGGUACUCCAGCUUGACAAUGGCUACCGGGGCUGCGCAAAGGUUCCGUCCAGUGGUGGUAUCGGGUCCCUCUGGGACUGGAAAGUCUACUUUGCUCAAGAGACUUUUCGCUGAAUACCCCGAUACUUUCGAUUUAUCAGUGUCUCAUACCACUCGAGCUCCCCGUCCCGGGGAAGUAAAUGGACGCGAGUAUUACUUCACAACUAAAGAAGAUUUCCUGGAUCUCGUGAGCAAGAAUGCCUUUAUCGAGCAUGCGCAGUUUGGCGGCAAUUACUACGGCACUACUGUGCAGGCAGUGAAGGAUGUUGCGCAGAAGGGCAAGAUCUGCGUUCUCGACAUUGAGAUGGAGGGCGUGAAGCAAGUCAAGCGCACCGAUCUUGAUGCCCGAUUCUUAUUUCUAGCGCCCCCGUCCAUUGAAGAACUAGAGAAAAGACUGCGUGGGAGAGCAACCGAGACUGAGGAGAGCUUGACGAAACGCCUUGCCCAAGCUAAAAACGAAUUGGAAUAUGCUGCGCAGCCUGGCUCUCAUGAUAAGACCGUCGUGAACGAUGACCUAGAGAAGGCCUAUAGGGAGCUGCGGGAUUGGAUUGUCGACGGUGGUAACUUUGGAGCGCGUCAAUGA
Aspergillus fischeri NRRL 181 is the source of this 687-nucleotide messenger RNA. Its product is annotated as guanylate kinase. Lineage: Eukaryota; Fungi; Ascomycota; Eurotiomycetes; Eurotiales; Aspergillaceae. Gene Ontology annotation, cellular component: cytosol. The transcript is spliced from 5 exons. Bases 1 to 687 code for a protein of 228 amino acids. The record is from RefSeq and is a predicted model, not a curated record. Gene Ontology annotation, molecular function: GMP kinase activity. Gene Ontology annotation, biological process: purine nucleotide metabolic process.